CUCGUACUUCCACUGCCUGUUGCUGCACGGUAUGCCGUUGGCUGAUACACACGGCUGGCCUUGGCGCGCUGGUGGCAAGCUCCGCUGCAGGUGCACGGAGACAGACCCACGGGACCCUGUCACGUCGCUGAAGUCGGCAACUUUCAUCCGGACUAUCUUCAGCCGUCCCUCGACUACUAUGGUUCCUUCGAUUGCGCCUAACCCAUCAACACCGCGACUAGUAUUCCUGAACCUCUGACCUCCAACCCCUCACUCUCUUCUUUCGUGAAUUCAACUUCGCGAAGCUCCGGCAGCAGUGUCUAACUAUGAUCCGGUCGCUCCAAGGGCGUGUGAUCGCCGCUCUUGUUAUUCUUGUCUGCGUCGUUGCAGUACUCCAGAACAAAAGCGGAGAACGCUCAUUCCUCCCUUCACUCCCUCUCCCACAGCGCUCAUCGAAUCGGAAGUACCCAACGUUGCGAGAGCGGUUUGCGCUUUCCGAGAAAUCAUGGCUGAAGAGCGUUGAACUACGCAAGCAGAUGGCGGUCGCACACCCCGACAACCCGCAGAUUCCACUGUUCCCGGCACAGUCACUGGAUGAGUUUGGAAAGUACCCAUAUACACUUUGGGACUUCUUCCCCCCGACAUGGACAUGUCCGCACGACAUCCAGCGAGUGGGAAGGCUAGGCGACGGAGGCAAAUGGGUGUGCGGAAUGAGCAUCUACGAGUCGAUUCCGGCACCUUCAGCUGCACCGUCAAGGUGGGGACUGUCCUCCCCAGCACAACAAGGCGUAGUGAUGUACAGCUUCGGCAUCAACUACGAAUCCUCCUUCGAAGCCGAGAUGCUCGAGCGCGUCCCCAGCCUGCAGAUCUGGGGCUACGACUUCUCCGUCGACGGCUGGGGCCCGCAAAUCGCCGAAGCCCACCGCCCCCGCACCUUCUUCAAGAAAGUCGGCCUCGGCCAAGUCGACCAGCCCACGAGAAACCCACCAUUCUACACGCUGCAAGCCCUCAUGGCGCAGAACAACCAUACCUACAUCGACAUCCUGAAAAUCGACAUCGAGGGCAACGAAUACACGGCUUUCGACACCGUCAUGAAUCAUUUUGCCAGGGAGUGGCGGCACAAGGGCGCCGAGGGCGAUGCGGUGCUGCCGAUCGGACAGGUCAUGAUUGAGAUCCAUGUCGGGGCUGAUCAGCCGAGCGUGUCGUUCCAGAGAUUCCGCAAGUGGUGGGAGAGGCUGGAGGGCAUGGGUAUGCGGCCGACGUGGAUGGAGGUUAAUCUUAUGGCGGUUACGCUGGCGAAGGGAAAGAGUGAUCCGAGGUGUACGGAGUAUGUGUGGGUUAACGCGCGGGAUGAGAGGAGCGUGCUUUGGAGGGGUUAGAGGCGUGGGUGGUGAGGAUGGGAUGCGUGAAGUGUGGAUAUUUGGACUUUUCUUAAGAAGUAGAUACUGGGAAUGCAGCAUCGCUAUUGGCGUCUGGUAUAGGACUGAUGUUCAGGGUAUACUCGGAAGUGGAAGACUUGUAAGCGUGUGGUAACGGGGAUAGAUGGGCUAAUUUCGUCAAGGCUUAGCGCGAGGAAUGACGUACUGGCCGUCGUCCGACUUUCCUCCUGCUGAACACCCCCCAACUUUCCCCUCUCACAUCCUUCGGACAUAACACGUCCUGAAACUUAACCUGAGCACCUCUCCACCCAGUCGAAUGUCGAGUGAGACUAGGGUGCGCCUCGACUUCGAUAGGCCGGUCGUCUUCGGUGUCUAACGGUCGGACGGUGAACUACGAAAACACCAGAACCCCGAGGCGGGCGACAUAGGGCUUUGAGUGACAAUGGAGCGCUCGGAAAGGCCGAGGGGGAACAAAGAAC
This is a messenger RNA of Trematosphaeria pertusa, 1837 nucleotides long. RefSeq lists its product as uncharacterized. The transcript is spliced from 2 exons. The record is from RefSeq and is a predicted model, not a curated record. NCBI's taxonomy places the organism in Eukaryota, Fungi, Ascomycota, Dothideomycetes, Pleosporales, Trematosphaeriaceae. Bases 306 to 1358 code for a protein of 350 amino acids.